GGGCUACGGAAGGGGGCUGGAGGAAGCAGGAGGGCUGGAGGUGGGACCGAGUGCCGGUAAGCGAGCGAGAGUGCGAGAGCGAGAAGACGAGGUGAAUAGUGAGUCCGUGAGCUCGAGUGAGUAACUGGGAGUCGCAACUGGGGGACCCACUCAGUCACCACGAGAUCGGCAAGCCGAAUGGUCAACCGCGCCGGUGGUUCUUCUGAAAAGCCUACAACGAGUUAAAGAGGGCUCCCUGGCAGGGGUCCUGGAAUCAAGCGCAGGAUUAGACCCUCGAAUGUCAACGGGCGCGACCGUCCACAGUUACCUCGAUUCGAUCGCGGCGCAUCAGGUAGACGGAGAGAGACAGUUUCGUCGCCGCCUCAAUUUCCCGACGGAGAACAGACUGACCGAUUCAUAUCAGAUUCAUCUUGAGAGAACGCUUCUGACAAUGUGGAGAGUUCUGGUGCGCUGUUAUGUCACUUUAACGUCCACUUGACGCACGAGUAACGAUUAAAACCGCGGUGUACGAAAUCCGUCUCGCGCGCGCGCGCGCGGUCUCCGGGUCCCCGGCGGGUCUCGCGGUUUCGGUAUAUCCCGGGGAUUAUAAACAAUAUAUCCUCGCGUGACAGUUCGUCCUCAAGCACACAGCGUGGCAUACGCUGAACGGUGAAACGUUAACGGACGACUGCGCCGUUUUUUCGGAGCAACCAGUCGAUUCGCGGCAAGAACGCGAGUGCGCAAGUGGAUGCGAGCGGAAACUGUCAUCCGGAGCAGCCGAGGACUCUCCUGCAGGAGGACGAGGAAGAGAUGAUCUUCGUGCUGCUGGUGGCCGGAGCGUUCGCCCUCGCCACACUAAGGCGGUACUCAGUGGCACAAACGAUUACUCUCACGAGUUUUGCCUUCUUCCUGACUUCGUGGCUGAACUCGGCAUCGGGAACAUCCGCGAACGAUCUACAAUUUGUGCCAAACUCCAGUGACAUAGAGCCCUGGUAUCAGCCUUGUGGCACCCGUGGCCUGGCGGCCUCGCGCAGGAUGCAUAAUUCCAACGACUCGAGCAACAUUAUGAAGAGGGUGCGAACGCAAUUGCGAGUCGCGCAAAAUCACUUCAAUAAAACUUUCAAGGACGUGCGCAUAGUUUACUCGAAGGUGUACAGAGUGUUGACACUAAAAGAACAAUACAAGAUGAAUUGGUUGCCAAGAAGGUUGCCCGAAUGGUACCACAGGGAACUUUGGUGUUCGGAAAAGGGGAAGAAAGCCGAGCUUCCGCACUUACAUGAAGCGCUUCAGAGGUUCUCGAUUACAUUUCAUUAUCUUAAAGAAUUUCGUCUCGACUCCAAUAUCGACGUCACUCGCGGCAUUAUUAAGAGGCGGACUAAGAUCAUCGACAAAGCGCAUAAUCAGGUUCUCAGGUUGCUGUGCGAAGUCGAAGCCGCCAUGAUAAAUCUGGAAUUGAGAACUACUAAUGUUAAUGCGCUUAUCAUAACGGAUAAUAUGCAUUGGGCCAAAGAGGGCGAUCUAACUCAAAUGUUGAUUCAGGAUUGGGGCGUGUUAAAACUGUACCAUACCUUUCUGAAAGAUUGGAUAAAAGUUUUUCGCAACGCCACCACUGACAACACGUGCGAUCAUAAUAUCAAGUCUUUGGCUUUUACGCCGAAUAUGCCUAAAAAAUGGUUUAACGGAAAGGGUACGAGAAUACCGAAGAUGAGAAAACGUAAACCGACGAGGAAGCCUGGCCGAAACAAUUCCUUGCGUCAGAACCUGCGGAAGGGAUCUCAAAGGAACAGACUGAUGAAGAAGCAAAAAAGACCUACGUUACGAAGUAAUACAUAAACUACGCGUCGGAGAAGUUUGCGCUUAGUAUCGACGAGAUCUGCUGAUAAUUUAAAAAGACACCGCUCUAUACAGCGUCGAAUCGUAUACUAUCUCAUACUAACAUAACUUUUAUAUUUAUUCCAUUAUCGCAAUCAUGUUCAUUUGAAUAGUUUUACUCGUUUUUCGCAGAUUUGCCAACAUCGUACUAUUGUAUUAAGAUUAUGUAUCUCAAUAGCCGUGAAAAUUGUUAAAUCUGAUAAUUUUGGUUCAGUUAAACCAAUAAUUUUGGAUUGUGGUAAUAGAAAUAUUUUAUCGACAAUACGCGGCUGCAUACUAGAGACCAGUAUUAAAAGAUCUACUUCAGAACAGUAUUAUAUCUAAUAACGUAAAAUGUACCGAGCAUAGUCCAUAAUGAUGAUAAUAAUGUUUCGAAGUACACGGCACACUCGAAUCGAUUAGACUCGCGAAAUAUCGGUCCAAUAGAUUACAGCCGCCGUUAAAGUACACCUGGAACACAUAAUCUUAUAUCGUAUGUGUGUAAAAGGAAUGUAGAAAAAACCCGUUUUCAUUCUCAGGCACUCAGCAAGCUAAGAACAACGAAAAAAAAAAACACACAGUACGUUAUGGAAAUGCGUAUUGAAGAGAAAGAGAGAGACAGAAAGAGAGAAAGAAAUACAGAGAGAAUAAAUUUGCAGACGUACUUCACACAUUUGCAAUUGGCUGUCUUUUACGCCCGAUAUUUGUAUCAAUAUGCCAACAUGGAUCACGCUCACAAUCAAGGUGGCUUGUUACACGGAUUUGAGUUCAUUCAAUUGAAUUGACGGAGUCUGCGAUACGCGCAGGUGUCGAUAGUACGUGAAAGGAUCGACGACGAGUUUAGGCGGCUCGUGAAACUUAUUUAUUCUAGCUUUAAGCAAAUGGCGAGAACUUAAAUGUCGUUUAGCUGUGAUAUCCCGAGCGUACGUGGACGUACAGAGUUCCUACGUUUAUACAUAGGCGCAUAUGCACAUACACAUACACUUACAUAUAUAGGUAUCGUGCGUUGACGCGUACCAUACGUAGACGUAGAUGAUUCUCUCCCCCUUUCCAGUGUGUUUUACCGAAGAAUCUCGCCUUUUCGUGGGAACACAUGACAAUUUAAUCGUUUAUAAUUAAUCGGUCAAAUGACACGAACGCGCGUGGACGACGCCAGAAACGUUUCAACGGAGAGAAGUCCAAGGGUUUUCACGGUUUCUCCUCUGUCUCGCGCUUACGACCAGAUCUAUGCGCUAACUGAUAAUAAGGGACCAUUAUGAACUUUAAUAAGAAUUCGAGCAAAUCUUGAGUUUAUACGUAUGUCAACAUAACGACGUGACGCGUCCUUUUUUGCGAUAGAUUAAAAUCUGCACAAUUAUUUAUAUUGUACAGAUCCGAUAUUUUAUACUGAAGCAGUACUUAACAAGUACUUCGUAGAUUAGCGUUACGCAUACUUUUGUAUUAUAUAUGCACAGGACGCGAUACAAAUUGUUCGUAGACGUGCACUUAAAUUUAAGGCUAUUAUGCAUUUUAUACAAUACACAUAGAAUAUUUAUUCGGACGUGCUCUCUAAAUCUGAAUCAGUAAAAUCUUACUUAGAUUUGCAGUGCCAUACUUGCAACUAUGAUCAUCAGUGACUAUUAGAAAGUACUUUUCAGAAUCAGUUUGUUGUCAGAAAGACAGUUCAUAUGAUCACUGAUUGAUACAGUUAUAAGUUUACCACUGGAAUCAGACUAUUUACUGUGUUUCAGUGAAUAAUACAUUGAUUCUGCUUUAGAGAGUAUAUAUAUAGCGUUCUGUAUUUAUUGUAUCACGUUACCAUUGCAUAUACUAUUUAUUGUCAUGUCUUUACUUAUAUGUGAUCAUCUCGAAUAAAUUCAAUGUUUUGUAUCGAACUGAAGUUUGGAUGACAGAGAUACCUUUAUAAUCCACGUAAUAGUUUAAUUUCAACAAUAUUGUAAAUUGUUCGUUUUGCAUGAACAUUCACGACCGGAAAUAACAGGAGUGCAUAAAGGAUUUUCAAUCUGCAUAGCAUUCGGUCAUUAUUCGUUAUGUAUAUAACGCGGAAAUAAUGUAGAUAAGAAUACGCUAUUUAAAAUGCAACAAACAUGACUUUUUGCAGUAAUAUUUUAAGCGAUUGAUUAGAUAAACAGUUAAAUAAUACGUAACGACGUUAAUUUUUUGUAACUGCUAUUAUGUAUUUAUGUACAUGCUAUAAAUAUUAGUACAUCGCAACGUUACUUUGUUGUUGCUUUCGCACAGUGACAUAAUUAUCUUUAUUUAUAACAUUUAAAGAUAUAUUUAGCCAUAUUUUAUUUUAAAGACAGCAAAAGCGUAAUUGUAAUAAUGAUAAAUAUCACUAUUAAAUUUUUUUACUUAUUUAACUUUAUUUACGUAAGCAACUUUUUUUACUGGAAACUUGAAAAUCGUAUUUAAUUUAUAUGUAUUUAAUUUAUAAAUUUAAACGUAUUCUGUACUUAAUUUACAUUACUACUUUUCUGUAAGUAAAAUGAUUAGGCCAACAUCAUAGUGCAGUUUCAUUAUGAACAGGAUUUCCCAGACGCAUCAAAUGUUGUAAUAGGAGUACACGAAGAGUGGAUAGGUUGUAAUUGCUCCUCACUGCACUUUGCGUUUAUAAAGGGUAAAUCUAUUUGCUGUAAUUUAACUGUUCGGCGCUACUGCAUUAAUAAAAUGUUCGUUAUGUAAAAAGCUAAA
Molecule: messenger RNA, 4524 nt
Organism: Solenopsis invicta (red fire ant)
Lineage: Eukaryota; Metazoa; Arthropoda; Insecta; Hymenoptera; Formicidae
Exons: 4
Coding region: 790-1812 (340 amino acids)
Source: RefSeq, a predicted model, not a curated record